CAAGAUCAAGAUGCCAUCCUUCACAGCCAUCAACGGAACGAUGAUGGCAGUGGCUGCCAUUUUGUUUUUGGCAGCAGCUGGUGGCGUCACAACUUGUGUUGUAAUGGGCUCUACAACGGGAACAGUGCCAGUUGGACGUCGAGCACCCAUUCUUGCGAAAGGCAAGGCAGCCCCGAAAGGACAAUCAUCCAGGCGUCGUGGUUCUUUCUUGCUGCCGCGACCAGCGCCAGACCAGUUUGAGCAUGAGCACCCGACCCCCGGGGCUGCAGGAGCCUCGUGGUCCGCCGUUGUCUCGGAGCCUCCGGAGCACAGACAGAUGACCACCAGCACCGGAACUACUGUCGGAGCACAGGACGGGACAGUGCACAGACCAAUGACUACCAGCACCGAAGCCGGAGCACAGGAGACGGAUGGCACUAGAAGAGGUAGUACCAGCAGCACCGGAGCCGCCCCCCAGACACCAGCUGCACAGACACAGCACGACUGCGACCUCGGCGAGUCUUCGCAAGCGACGCUACUAGGCGAGCAGCGCAACCAAGCCUUCGCAAGCCUGAACGACUCUGCGCGGAGGAGAAGGCUGCGUCAGCGAGCUUUGCAACGCGAAAGAAGAAGAAGACGGCAAGAACAGCGCGCAGAGCUGCAGCUGAGCCGUCUGGCGCAGGAUAGUGGUGCUUUAGCGGCUUUGCGCGAUCGCUCGUCUGCGGAGGUUUAUCUUCCCGGAGGCGCUAGUACCUCCACCGAAGCCGUUGUCCCCGAAGCACAGAGGACACACGACGACCCCGGGCACGGGCUGCAGGAGGAGCCUCAGCGAGCUUCGCAAGCGGAAGGACUUCUAAAAGAAUGGUCAGAACUACUGCACCACCAGCAAGGCAACGACUCUCUGCAAGAACUGGCGAUCGGAGCAGCCGUCCGAACCGUUCCAAGAUUCGAAGAGCAGCAAGAAGUUGCAUUCGGAGAAGCCCUCCGAACCGUUCAACGGUUCGAAGAGCAGCGCUUUUUGGCGCCGGAUUAUAGUAAUUAUGUCUCGGGCUUGCGCGAUCCCGUUGCCGUUCCCGAUCGCUCGUCCCCCGCGGCUUCCGGCACCGGCGACUGUCGGAAAGCUUUGCAAGAACUUCUACAUGGAGCAGAGGCACGUCUGCAGCGGGCUGAAGCUGCCGGAGCACAGCUGGCACACGACUGGCAGAACGCUUCGCAAGAACUUCGACACGUAUCUGAGGCAUGUCUGCAGCAGGCUCAACGUCUGCAGCGAAAUCUACUCGACCAAGAGCUGGAGAAAAUACCCGGGCGCGAACCGUCCCCGGAGCUGGAGGCUGCGAUACAAACCCUGGGCUGCUUGCGCGACCGCAUCGAGAGAACUGGUCCGCGGAGCGUCUGGGAGGUUGACAUGCUCCGCGGCGUUUUACAGGUCUUCCUAGAGCAAGAAGACCGCGCGCAGAGUCGUCGACGUGUGGGGCAGGUCGCGGCGAACUCUUCGAGACGCAGAAGUCUUCGACGUGUGGGGCAGCUCCCGGCCGAAGAAGCUGCUAGCUGUAGUACCGCGGCCGCAGUAGGCCUUAAGGACCAGCAACAACGAGAGCAACUUUUGCAGUCUGUCGGGGGGCAUAAAAAUACUGAUACUGCUACCGCGGGAUUUUUACACCAACAACGACAAGAACCUCGUCAGGAAUUAUUAUUGCGGCCAUCACACUCCUGCUUGUUUUCGUUGCCAGAGGAGGACGAGGAAGUCGAUCUCGAUGCCGAUGGUAUUGAAGAAGACGAGCCUUCUUAUUACAGGAAGUGCGUUACCAUUACCUUUCCCUCUGAUAAUGAAGACGGCGAGUUUUUCGAUGAAGACUGCCUGACCGUCCCGACUCCGGCCUUCGUUCGUCACCAGGUCCAAGAACAGCACCAGCCGCGCGAUCAGACGAGUUCGCCCCCUUCCUGUCUACCCGAAGAUCUGGAGGUUUCCGCAAGGACGAUGCCCUGCACGCCGGCGACGAUCCGGACUCCUCCGCCGCAGUGCCAGGAGGAUGUUCUGUCCCGUGAAGCUGAGGUCGGCACCAUGAUGGAUAAUGUUGAUGAAGCGCUGG
This is a messenger RNA of Amoebophrya sp. A120, 2069 nucleotides long. Lineage: Eukaryota; Dinophyceae; Syndiniales; Amoebophryaceae. The record is from the annotation of a GenBank genome assembly.